This is a messenger RNA of Exophiala viscosa, 1303 nucleotides long. RefSeq lists its product as uncharacterized. The transcript is spliced from 4 exons. Gene Ontology annotation, molecular function: transmembrane transporter activity. The record is from RefSeq and is a predicted model, not a curated record. Lineage: Eukaryota; Fungi; Ascomycota; Eurotiomycetes; Chaetothyriales; Herpotrichiellaceae. Gene Ontology annotation, biological process: transmembrane transport. The coding region runs from base 188 to 1303 and encodes 371 amino acids. Gene Ontology annotation, cellular component: plasma membrane.
ACAGUUAUCUCUCCGAUGACAUCAAACGCGAAACAUUGCAUCCAAUGAUUCAGACUCAUACUUUGCUUACUCGCCGCUGCCUCAUCAAAACGAUUGCAGAAUAAAAUUGGGGUUACUGAUCAGUGGGACGCAGAGCAUUGUACCAGGCAUCGUUUCGGACCUCUUCUUCCUUCAUGAACGCGCAGCAAUGAUGUCGAUUUAUAUCAUCACCGUGUCAUCUGCGACAGCCAUUGGUCCCCUCGUGGCUAGCUUUGUGAUUGCAGAUACUGCGAACACCUGGCGCAAUUUCAGCUGGCUCUGUGCAGGAAUUGCCGGUCUCAACCUUAUCUUGAUGUUUCUUCUGUAUCCCGAGUCAAGUUUCGAUCGACCCCCAAUCCACCCAGCUACCCCUCUGCCCGCUGAAAAGGCCGACGUCGAAGAAGCGCAGCUCAACUCUGUUGGCAAGCAAAAUCUCCAACCUGCCCAUGUUGAGAGUCAGGAAGACAUCACCCACGGCGUACAACAUGUCAACCAUAUCCGAGUUCCCUGGACCAGCAUCUGGUUUUCGUCAAUCAAAUAUAACAGAUCCGUGGGCUUCCUCUCGAUAUUUUUCAGACCCACGGCCUUCUUGGUCUAUCCUGCAGUACUCUGGGCGGUAUUCAUCUUCGCUUCCCCGUCGCUGCUCCUGGCACCACCUUACCUGUUUGCGGCGACAAAUAUUGGUUUGAUCCAGAUCGCCGCCUUGAUCGGCUUCAUCUUUGGGACGUUCGCUGGUGGCUGGAUGUCAGAUGUCAUCACCACUCGCCGCAUCUUAAAGAACGGCGGGCAUGUGCACCCAGAACAACGAAUCUUCUCGAUUCUACCGUUUGCCCUUAUUGCUCCUGUAGGUUGCAUUGUGAUUGCAUUCGCCUGCUCGGAAAAGCUAUCAUGGGUAGCAGUCGCGUUUGGGUACGGCAUGAUAAGCCAAAGGCUGGCUUUUAAAUCUAGUCUCCUUCGGCACGGUCUAUGCCCCGAUAUUGCCAUCACAUACGUCGUGGACUGCUACCCGCAAUUUGCCGGCGAGUGUCUCGUCGCUGUAAACGCCUUCAAAAACUUGUUGGCUUUCAUCUUCCUCUAUACCGCCGUCGAAUGGAUAGCUGCGGAUGGCUGGGUCCAAGUCUAUAUGAUUAUGUUCAUGCUGGUAAGCUUGGCUACGCUCAUGGGUGUGCCUUUGUAUUUCUGGGGACAUACCCUGCGGAGGAUGUCUGAGCGCAUCUACUACCCUAAAGCCGCGGCAGCGACUCUUAGGAGACAUGAUUAUCUGGAGGGUGCGAAUGGGGUUUGA